Molecule: messenger RNA, 999 nt
Organism: Peniophora sp. CBMAI 1063
Lineage: Eukaryota; Fungi; Basidiomycota; Agaricomycetes; Russulales; Peniophoraceae
Source: the annotation of a GenBank genome assembly
AUGGCCGAAGUUCCCCAUGCGACCCUCAAUACAGGAGCCAAGAUACCCCUCGUUGGCCUGGGCUGCUGGAUGGGCGACCACGGCGGCGGAGACCGGGCGUAUGAGAUGUGUCGGAAGGCGACUGCACUGGGGUACAGGCACAUUGAUACUGCAGCUGGCUACGAGAACGAGGAAUCCGUCGGCAAAGCGAUCCGCGACUCCGGUAUCCCCCGCUCAGAGCUCUUCGUCACGACAAAGCUUCUCAGCGUGGACCACGCCAAAGUCUCCUCAGCUCUAUCCGUCUCACUGUCCAAGCUCGGCCUAGACUACGUGGACCUAUACCUGAUCCACUGGCCGCAAGCCGCCGAGGGCGAGGGAUGGCCAUUCGAUUGCAAGAUCCUGCAGCCUGACGAGUUCCCGACCGUCAACGAUACGUGGGCGGGAAUGGAAGAGGUGUAUCAAGCGGGAAUGGCGAGAGCGAUCGGCGUUAGUAACUUCAGCGUCAAGAUGCUGGAGAGACUGGCGAGAACGCAGAAGGUCGUGCCGGCGGUCAACCAGGUCGAGAUGCACCCGUUCUUGCCGCAAAAUGAGCUCAGGGCGUACUGCGUGGACAAAGGGAUCCAUUUGACUGCGUACUCUCCACUCGGUCAACCAGCCGCGGGUCAAUCGCAUUUGUGCACACAGAGUGACAACGAUCUACCUUCGCUCCUCGAGGACAGCCUCCUCUCCCGUCUUGCGGAGAGAUAUGAAGCUACGAUUGGUCAGAUCAUACUCAGUUGGGGCGUGCAGCGCGGAACGAGCGUUGUUCCGAAGAGUGAGAAAGAGGAGCGCUUGCGCAAGAACAUCACGCUCGUGAGGCUGGCUGAAGAAGAUAUGAAAGCCAUUGACGAGCUACACAUGAAGCCUGGGCUACAUCGGUCCAUGUUAGCGUAUCUGCACAGCGAGAAAGGUGUCUUGGGAUGGACGUAUGAGCAGCUUGGUUGGCCGUUCGAUAGCAAUGGAGUAGUGGUGCAUGGGUAG